AUGCCAGUGAAAAGAGUUGCAGUGAUUGGAGCUGGGGUCAGUGAUAUAAGUGCCAUUAAGUGCUGUUUAGAAGAAGGACUAGAACCUACCUGCUUUGAAGGAAGCAAUGACAUUGGAGGACUCUGGAGAUACCAGGAAAAAGCAGAAGCAGGGAGACCCGGUAUUUAGAGAUCUCUGACCUGCAAUACAUCUAAGGAGAUGACAGCCUUCAGUGAUUAUCCUUUUCCUGAUAAUUAUCCCAAUUACUUGCACAAUUCCAAAAUGAUGGAAUACUUACAAAUGUACAUCAAGCAUUUUGAACUUCUGAAGCAUAUUCGUUUCCUGUCAAAGGUAUGCAGUGUAAGGAAGCGCUAUGAUUUCUCUUCCACUGGCCAGUGGGAUGUUGUGGUAGAUGCUGAUGGGAAGCAGGAAUUCUACAUCUUUGAUGCCAUCAUGGUUUGCAGUGGCCAUUACCCUAAUUUGCCACUAAAAGACUUCCCAGGAUUGAACAAAUUACCUUCACAGAAAGGUAUGAUGGCAGACAUUAAACGGACCAGAGCCAAGCUAAACAAACAGUUUUUGCAAAGCCCACGUGAUACUAGUCGAGUACCAUAUGUUGAAUACAUGGAUGAAAUUGCUUCUGAAAUCGGUGUCAAACCAAAUGUGUUUUCUCUCUUUCUCAGUGAUCCCAAGCUGGCCUUGGAAGUUUUCUUUGGUCCCUGCACCCCAUACCAGUACCGCCUGCAGGGACCUGGGAAAUGGGCUGGGGCGAGGGCAGCCAUCCUCACUGAAAGGGAACGAAUUAUCAAACCUAUGAGGACACGGGUUCUCAACUGUAACCAGCCUCCAUCCUCUAAGUUGUCUUGGCUGUUAAAAGUCUGCCUUAGCCUAGCUUUAUUUUUCUUUAUUUUAGUAAUUAGUAAAUAG
Molecule: messenger RNA, 906 nt
Organism: Sarcophilus harrisii (Tasmanian devil)
Lineage: Eukaryota; Metazoa; Chordata; Mammalia; Dasyuromorphia; Dasyuridae
Product: dimethylaniline monooxygenase [N-oxide-forming] 5-like
Exons: 5
Molecular function (GO): N,N-dimethylaniline monooxygenase activity; flavin adenine dinucleotide binding; NADP binding
Source: RefSeq, a predicted model, not a curated record